AAAAAAACAACAACUUCUAGGGUUUCUUGAUUAUAUCACCGAUGGCUUCUAAGGCAGCUCUCAUCAUUCUCUUCAAUGUCCUGUUCUUCACUUUGGUGAGUUCCACUUCCGUCCCAUGCCCGCCCCCUCCGACCAAGACCCACCACAAGAAAUACCCACCCGUACCUACCCACAAGGCCACUUGCCCGAGAGACGCUCUUAAGCUUAAGGUAUGUGCCAAUGUGUUGAACCUUGUCAAGGUCUCUCUCCCGCCGCAGUCCAACUGCUGCGCCCUUAUCAAGGAUCUCGUCGAUCUUGAAGCCGCCGCCUGUCUCUGCACCGCUCUUAAGGCUAAUGUCUUGGGCAUUAAGUUGAACGUUCCGGUCUCACUGAGCCUUGUGUUGAACCACUGCGGCAAGAAGGUUCCCUCCGGUUUCCAAUGUGCUUAGAUUUGAUUGAACAAUCAUUCUGUUAUUCCUUUUGAUCGAUGUUUGAAAUUUGAGCUUGUUUAUUUCUUCAACCGUUCUAUCUUAUUGUGUUGUACUGCGCUAUAUAUUGCCGAUUGUUUGAAGAAUAAGUUAUUUAUCGUUGUUAGUUAUAUCUUGUGAGAUCCUUUCUUGAUUUACGUUUAUGAGGAGAUUACCAUGUUCUUGAUUUA
This is a messenger RNA of Tarenaya hassleriana, 637 nucleotides long. Its product is annotated as 14 kDa proline-rich protein DC2.15-like. The transcript is spliced from 2 exons. The coding region runs from base 42 to 428 and encodes 128 amino acids. The record is from RefSeq and is a predicted model, not a curated record. Lineage: Eukaryota; Viridiplantae; Streptophyta; Magnoliopsida; Brassicales; Cleomaceae.